CCGUGUCAGUUUCGGAGUCUCAGCCCGCUCCCCUCCGCGUCGCAGCCCCGGAGCGGAACCUCCUGCCAAGGCUGGUCGGCUGGCGCCUCUGCUGACCGACGCUCCCGCCUGCCGCCUGGGCGCCCCGCAUCUCCCCGGCCCCUCUUGCGUUUCCUCUGCGGCGCUCUGCUCCAGGAGACUUUCUGUUUGUUUCCUCUUCCCUCUUUGUUGCUUUUGAAAACCAGCCUCGCCAAAGCCCCCCACUCCUCAGGGAGUUGGGCUUCUGGAAAAAGGCGACUGCGGCGCACUGCACCCGCCCUCCUGCGACCCCCCACCCCCGACAGCCGGGGCGCCCACCCUGCCCGCCUGGCACACCGCCCGCGUCUGUUCGUCCGGGAAGCCAGCGAGACCUCAUUGAUGCACCCAUUCCAGUGGUGUAACGGGUGUUUCUGUGGCCUAGGACUGGUUAGCACCAACAAGUCCUGCUCAAUGCCACCCAUCAGUUUCCAAGACCUUCCCCUCAACAUCUACAUGGUCAUUUUUGGCACUGGCAUCUUCGUUUUCAUGCUCAGCCUCAUCUUCUGCUGCUAUUUUAUCAGCAAACUUCGAAACCAGGCACAGAGUGAACGAUAUGGAUAUAAGGAGGUGGUCCUUAAAGGUGAUGCCAAGAAGUUACAAUUAUAUGGGCAGACCUGUGCAGUUUGUCUGGAAGACUUCAAGGGGAAGGAUGAGCUAGGCGUGCUCCCGUGCCAACAUGCUUUCCACCGCAAGUGUCUAGUGAAGUGGCUGGAAGUGCGAUGUGUCUGCCCCAUGUGUAACAAGCCCAUUGCUGGCCCCACAGAGGCCACCCAGAGCAUUGGGAUCCUGCUGGAUGAGCUGGUGUGAGUGUUCCCUCCACACUGAGACCUGGAGAGGGCCUCAUGCCCCUCUUGCCUCCUGUAGACACAGCUCCAAGGAACAGGACUGCUGGGUGGUGACAAUCUUACCCAGCUGAAGGGGAGCCUCGUGCAGGGCUGGGCUUCCACCAUCAGACUUGCCCCACCUUCCUGCCUCCUGAAGCCUUCUUUCCUGCUCCUCAGUACUGGUGGCAUCACUCAUGGAGACCACUGGAUCCUGGUACCAGACUGUCUACCUGCCUUGACCCUGCUCUGGGGAAAGGAGUUCUCCCCUGUCAAGAGCAUGCAGAACAUCCCCUUUCAAGCUUUCCCUUGUGGGGCAUACGUGGCCCUGACCCAGGAGGAACAAUGGACUCUGCCCCACUUACAACCUUCCCUCUCCCCCCCACUCCUUCCGUUGGAAGGUUAGAGGAAAGAUCAAGGAACCAAGUACUUCGCCCAGACGCAAGGGAGGCUUUGUAUGAAGUAGAAGACCAGGGACAUCUUCAAGGGAAAAGUCAAUGUUUACAUGAGACCUAUGGAAACAAAAGCCGGCUGGUGACUGGCCAGCUGCAGGGUCCUGAGGGGCAGCCCUGCCCCUGCUGGGACUUGAGGUGCUAGCUACUCCGUCUUCUCAGCUAACCUCAGAGCUUCCUAGUCCAGGUUGGGGCUUGCAGGCCCCUUUAGAGUGGGCCUGUUCUAUACUCAGACUGAUUCCCAGGGGCUUUUUUUAAAGGAUCAAAAGGGGCCUGGGGAGGAGGGUGUCUGAGAUUAGGGUACAGCAAACACCUUCUUCCCCUCUGUAAAUAGUAUUUUUAUACUUUGUCCUCACCAUCUCAGGCUGUCUACAUGGGAUCCCCAGAAUGGAGUCAGAGUGGUUUCUGUUCCUCCCUGGAGUGGGUGAGGGUGGGAAAAUUUUAUGUAUUUAAAG
Molecule: messenger RNA, 1785 nt
Organism: Nycticebus coucang (slow loris)
Lineage: Eukaryota; Metazoa; Chordata; Mammalia; Primates; Lorisidae
Gene: RNF122
Product: ring finger protein 122
Exons: 6
Coding region: 397-864 (155 amino acids)
Source: RefSeq, a predicted model, not a curated record